Molecule: messenger RNA, 5569 nt
Organism: Lymnaea stagnalis (great pond snail)
Lineage: Eukaryota; Metazoa; Mollusca; Gastropoda; Lymnaeidae
Source: the annotation of a GenBank genome assembly
CCAGCCGUGUUUUUUUAUCUCCUUUUUUUCUUUCAAAAGGUUUCUAUAAAUUAUUAACAUGCUAAGUUAACAUGUCAUAUAUAACACUCGGAUCAAAGGUUAUUUAUUUGAAUUAGGAUGUGACUUGAUAUUUUCAUAUACGUGUUUAAGAAACAUAAACAUUAGUGACAUAAAAUGACAUCAUUGACAUGACAUAGUUUACAUAGUCGUACUGAUAGUAUUCAAAAUCUGUAGUAAGUAGUAUUAGUAUAGUAGAGAAGAGUUGUCAUUGUAACCAAGUGUAAGAGUAGGCCUAAGUGAAAUUAGUCAUUAGUUAAUUAGUGGUAUUGUUUGAUUUAAAAGACUGAGAAGGCCUGGUGUUUAUACUUAUACUACUACUACACUUAUAUGGCCUACUUAUAUAAUAUAAAUAAAUGAUAUUAUAUUUCUUAAACUUUUAUUAAGUUGAUUAAGUAAGUGAGUUAUUUUUUAGUUAUCUCUGACAGAAGACUGUAUGCAGCUGGACUUGGAGCAUGCAUAAAAAAAUAAGGCAUACAUAAAUAUGAAGCUAAUGUAGUGAAGUGUAACUUGUGGUUGUUUGACUUAGACUUAAGUUUAAGGCUAAGAAUUAUAUAUUUAACUUUUAACACUAAUAAUAAUAAGUUCAGUAAAAGUAAAAGCAUUAAGUUGACUUAUUCUUAAACUGUUAAUGAGUAAUGUCAGCAAUCAUAGCAAUGGUUAAGUGCCACCCAGGGCAAGCUAAGUCUUUUGGAUCUAAUUGGGGGUGAGGGUUGUAAAUGAGGGAGGAAGGGGAAGCCUCUGUUAGUAGCACAUUUUUCUUCUGUCCAUUUUUUUACCAGAGUGACGUGACAGGGAGUAUAGACCUAGUUGACAUAUUGUCGCAAGGUAUAAGGCAUGCUGGAAGAUCAUGCUGUGGAUUUUUAGGGUGUCCUAAACACAUGAAUCCAGAUGUCUUAGUUUAGAAUUAACAUUAAAAUGUUCUUCAUCUUCAUUAUUGUAUUUUUUUAUAGUUCAUCAAAUACCAGGAUUGGUUUCAGACAAUCACAAUUUAACAUUUCCUGACUUCAAUAUAACUUCAACAAUUGGAGCAUUUGGAGUUUAGUACAAAAUGAAUCGCAGGUUGUAAGUAAACAUUUUAUGAAUUUUUAAUAUCCGAAAGUGUUUAAAUUCCAGGUGGAUUAAAAAAAAGACACUUUUUUAUUUCAUACGCUUGAAUUCGUUAAACCAGUGGUUCCCAGCUGGUGCACUUCUCAGGGGCUCCGCAUACACUUGAGAAAAUAAAAAUUGCAAUAUAACAAUGUUAGGCAUAGGGUAGUCCUAAGGAGCUCACCAAUAGAAAUUGAUUCUUAAAAGGUUAUAAAAUGUUGGGAACCACUGCAUUAAUCAAAAAUAUAAAUGACAGCUAUUUAGAAAAAUGAAAGUAAAAUCUAUGGCACAGUUUAUUUUAAAUUUUGAAGGGGUGACGGUUUUGCGUUUCAAAGCUUCAUUUAGUUUCAAAUGAAAAAAUAAUUUUAAUUCAUGAAAAAUAUGUUCAUUUGUAAAAAUUGGGCAUAUCUAUUUUAAGAAAUCUAUUACAUUGUCCUAAACCAUAAAGUUUUUUCCUUUUUUUUCUCAAUGCUAAUCACUUUUUAUCAACUUAUUUACUCUUCACUGUUUAGAGAAAAACAACGCUAUAUAGAGAAUCUAAUCAAAAGUGGUGCCUUGAAGAUAAAAGUCAAUGAUGCCCCUCGUUAUUUGACAUACACCAAUCCAGGCAUACACUAUGAUGACUUUGAUAUUUAUAGUGAGUUUGGUAUUAUAUUGUUAUUAUGAUUACAAGUUUUAAGAUGCCUGUUAAAUACUAAUUAAAAACCCGUUAAAAAAAAUUAUUCAUAUAAUUCUUGUAAAUUUGAGAAAACACCAUAAAAGUAACAAGCGCUUUAUAAAAAUCCCAAUUAGUGUCUCCCUCCACAAAACCGCACGUUUUUUAACACGUCUAAACUAUAUUAAAAUUCUAAUGACCCACCCGCUUUUACAGGGCAAAUUUAUUCAUCAACUAUUUCAGAAAAACAAAAGAACAUAUUACACAUACACACGAAACCAAACGCACUAGUGAUAUUUUUUAAAAAGAAUCUCAUUGAGCGCAGUUAUCUGGAAUGUUAUUUCGUUAAAUCAGUGUGAUCAUACUGCCUUCAUUUUCCCCUUGUAAAGAAGAAAAACUGAUUUGGGGUUCAGGGCAGGGGCUCAAAAUUUGAUAGUAUGUAUUGUCAUUAGGAACGAGUCUAUGUGCCAAGUUUCAACUCGUCAACUCGAUACAUUGACGAAAAGGGUGUCAAUUAGCCGUCCAAAGCUUUUGCCGGCCAAAAAUAAAACCGAAGUGAAUAUAAAGAAUUUAAAAAUAGUACAUGAUAUUGGCACAUAAAAUAGUUGAUAUAAAUGGUGCUACACAAACUACUUUAUGAUUAUAAUAACAAAGUGGCUAUUCGUACCCCGGUACCAGAAGUGAGAGGUUGGGAUUAAAAAAACUAUUGAAAAUAUUGUUGGUUUUUUAAGACAAAAUGAGGUAUUAAAUGAAAGAUAAUUGAAUGGACUAUAUGUUUGUAAACUUACUUCUUCAGUUUAACUAAAAUAAACUACCACAAAAGACUGAAUGCACUUUGUGCAUGAUAAUAAUAAUAAAAGCCAGGGGCAGUGUGGAUAACUGACAUUUAAGUCAACUGACAUUAAGGUCUGCUAUAUUUAAAGUUGAAAACAUGAGCCAAGGGCAGAGUUAACUUUCUUUAUUAAUCAGUUUGAAUUUUAAAAGGAAAUUGUUGUGCCUAGACUAUUUGUCAAAAUUGAUCAUCGCUCUGGUGGCUAAACAGUAGGUCCAUUUUCAAGUAAAAUAUUAUGUUUUUUUUGUGCCUUCAAACUCGAUCAAAAUAUUUUUUAUAUCAAUCAUGAUCUUAAAAUCAUUAAUUUGGUUUAAUUAAGGAUCAAAAUAUGUUUAACCAAGGAUCAAAUGGAUUAUGUUUAACCAAGGAUCAAAUUGAAUCUGUUUGACCAAUGAUCAAAUGGAUUAUGUUUAAUCAAGGAUCAAAUUGAUUUUGUUUGACCAAGGUUCAAAUUGAUUAUGUUGAACCAAUGAUCAAAUGGAUUAUGUUUAACUGACUGAUCUUUCCAUUUCUUCCUAGAUCGACCCGACCUGAUCAAAAUGAUGCUAUAUGCCAUCAAAGCUGAAGAUAUAGGAGAAAAUGCCCAUUCUUUUAAUGAUGGGGAUAAGAUGUGCUCUUUCAUGUACUGGGAUACUCUCUUAAAAGACAGGACAUUCUUUGUGGGCAGUGUUCAGUACAACUUCACUAGGAUUCUAUACGCCCGCGAUGUCCCCAAGUGGCCUCUUGACGUCAAAUUCUCCUUUGGAGGGAUAGGCUCGACGUCUCUGCUGCAGAAGUCAGAAUUUUUCUUGGUGAAUUCUCAAGAGCUUGUGAUGUCUCGGCUGACCAAACUGAUAGCGGUCGACAGGCAGAGCCGCAGGCCCGUGCCGCACCCAGACUGGUACAGGGAAAAGAUGACGGGGAAGGAGGUCCCGCUGGACGACUUGAUAUUCACCGGCUUUCAGAGGCCACAGAAGGGAACAUUUGUACGCAAAAUUCAGGUUUGCUUCUCUGAAUUUAAUUUUUGAAUCAUAGAAAUCAAAAUACCAACCCUUAAAUGUGUAGUGUAGUCAUUAAUUUAGUUAUAAAAAAACGAAGAACAUUGUUUUUGUUGUUUUUUUUUAGACAAUCAUUUUUUAAAUUUUUUUUUAUAAAGUUGACAGGUUCAGUUUAGGUCUAAUUAAUUUUAAAGAAUUAAGACUAAUCUAAUUGCGAAAAAAAUUCAGUCAACAAGAUUAAAUAUCCACGUCUCUAGUUUUAGCAAUUUUUUUCACGUUUAAUUUAAAUUGAAAGUUAAGUUAUAGUCUAUAUUUGGUGUAUCUGUAAAUGGGGCGUUCACUUGGAACUUCAAACUCACUAUGAAUAAGUUGUUUUUUUUUAAAUAAAAUUUUUUUUUUAAUGGAACAUUUUGAAUCUUAAUUUAAAUAUUGUGUAACUUUUCCUUUUCCAGAUUGUCUUGUCCGAUACCGACAGAAAUCGUCACACAAACUUCGCCAGCUAUGUCAGGUUUGGAUUGGACACACUUCAUCUGGCGCUGACAUUGCGAGCCAGAAGAAAGGCUGCUGAAGCUAAAGAAAACUCACUUCUACCAAAUAUCGAUUCGGCACCUGAUCUCAGGACAAGGCAUCCGAAGACUAAUGAAGCAAAAUCAGCACUUAACAAAUUAAGUGUAAAAUCUCAAAUUUGUGAGUCUGGCUCAUGUGAGACAUCAAACGCAUCCAUUGACAGUCACGUAGCUGGCAGUAAGAGUUUUGAGCCCCUCAUCUCAACAGUUGACUCGGCACUGCCACGGGUCACAACAGUUGACUCUGCAUUGCCUCUGGUAGCAACAAUUGACUCUGCAUUACCUUGGGUGACUAUAGAUAUAAUGAGAAACGGCACGAAAAACUUGAAAAUUUGCUACCGAAAAGAGUGUGUGGAAGGUGAUUUUGUUGAUGUACAUAUAUGGCAGGAGAAAGGGGAGGAGUUAACCGUGAGAUGUUCUGUUGACGCUGUCGAUGGCUCGCCAAUUUCUCAAUUUAUACUGGAGUAUUUCGGUAGCUUGUCAAAUCUUUAACAUUUGUCUCCCCUGUGUUGAUAUCUUGAUGUUUUCUAGUAUUUAUUUUUUUAAUUCUAUAGUCUUUCAAAAAUCAGAAUGUAUAAAUUGAACCAUACAAACAGAUUGUGUUUUUAAAUGUAAUUAAUUAUUUUUGUUUUUUCUUAUUUCCGCUCAUCUCUAUUUUUGGUUGUUUGAGACAGUGUGUAGUGAUGACUUUUCACACCAAUGUUUGCCGCUGUCAUUCAGUGCACACCAAUGUUUGCCGCUGUCAUUCAGUGGUUGAGGGUGCUCUUUUUUUUUUACUUACCUCCUUCCCAAGAAUAGCUGCAUUGCUGGGCUUGUAGGUCCACUUCCACUGAUCUGUUGGAUCAUAGCUUUGGGGGGGCUGACCGAGGACAGAUCCAAACUCACCAUCACCUGGUUUUAUAAAGACACCAUUGCUCCACAGGGCCACCAUUUUAAAGUUUCAUGCUGCUUGUUUAUUUGGCAGAGAUAUUAUUUCAUGAGUGCUUUUUGUGUUCAGCUGAAAUAACCUUUUGUAUAGCUAUGCUAUUUUUAGGAAAAAAUUUUACUGUCUUGUGUCAGAGCACUGUUCUGUUUCUAUCAGUUUCUAUUGGUCACUGUCUUGUGUCAGAGCGCGGUUCUGUUUCUAUCAGUUUCUAUUGGUCACUGUCUUGUGUCAGAGCGCGGUUCUGUUUCUAUCUGUUUCUAUUGGUCAUUGUCUUGUGUUAGAUCUCUAUUCUGUUUCUAUCUGUUUCUAUUGGGCGUUGUCUUGUGUUAGAUCUCUAUUCUGUUUCUAUCUGUUUCUAUUGGUCACUGUCUUGUGUCAGAGCUCUAUUCUGUUUCUACCUGUUUCUAUUGGAAGGUAACAUUUUCCUGACUUGAUUUUGUUAAAAUGGAAAAAGAAAUUAAAUAGGAA